AUGGAGGUCAGGUGUGUUCAGGUGUGCACGAAACUCAGUGUGGCAGGCUACAUCGAAAAUGUUGCCAGUGUCAACAUCGACAUCAUUGCCCUGCACAUUACCGAGAAGGAGCCACCUCCUGAAGUCUUAGAUGUCGCUCAACACUGGAGAAUGAUUAGCACCGUUGGAAAUGAGCUUCGUGACAGGGGGGCUGAUGUAGGAAAGGUUGCCAGGAGGGUGGUCCAACUGCUUGACGAGUUGGAAGUGAACGACGACGAGGAUGUGAUAGCUACGUGGAUACAGAUGUUGCCCAGUUGA
Molecule: messenger RNA, 297 nt
Organism: Cantharellus anzutake
Lineage: Eukaryota; Fungi; Basidiomycota; Agaricomycetes; Cantharellales; Hydnaceae
Exons: 2
Coding region: 1-297 (98 amino acids)
Source: RefSeq, a predicted model, not a curated record